UUUAUAUUUAUGUGAAUAUGUAUGAAUAUUCCGAGUUAUAUAAAACUGUAAAGUACGUUAUAUAAGUGCUUGGUACAAUUUAUGAAACCUGUUAUAUCGAAACCGUAUUUAUAAGUAUCGCGUUAUACGAGAGUUAUAUAUAAAAUAAACGUCAUAAAUCAUUCGUAGAAAUAAAGAUAGUUCGCGAGUAUAAAUUAUAUUGCACGAGUGAUAUCGAGUCUUAUUGUCAAUUUUAUAUUUGAAGUACUUAGUUCCAAAUCGUCAUGUCUCGCAUUUCGAUGAUUAUUUUUGUACUAGCUCUUUGCCUCGCAUCCAUCGUCUACACAUCCGCUUGUGGAUCCAAUGCGAUUUAUACUGAUUGUGCGAGUCCCUGUGCGCUAACUUGUAAAAACUACCAGAAUCCACCUAAACUCUGUCCUCGUAUUUGUAUAAAAGGGUGUAAAUGCAUAAAUGGAUACAUAUUUAACAACAACAGUGAUUGUGUUUUACCUAGUGAAUGUUAAUAUUCCAUAGAAAUGUUUAAUUUAAUCGAAUUGAAAGGCACGCAUAUGUACUUCACAUACACACAAUAAUAAAAUAUGAUUAUAGCAUA
Molecule: messenger RNA, 592 nt
Organism: Vespula pensylvanica (western yellowjacket)
Lineage: Eukaryota; Metazoa; Arthropoda; Insecta; Hymenoptera; Vespidae
Product: venom peptide SjAPI-2
Exons: 3
Coding region: 264-503 (79 amino acids)
Source: RefSeq, a predicted model, not a curated record